AACAAUGGCAGAUAAUAGUUGGUUAUCUUCCCCUGCCAACCGACAGGUGGCGCCACUGUUCCCGGUCCAUCAGAAUCCCUUAUCGAUUAGCAUCAUUCUGAGACAAAUCAAAACAAACGUUCUUUACUUUUAAAAAAUGGAAUCUAAGUUCGGAUCAUUUACAAUUCCACAACUGAAGGCAGAAUUGAAAAAAAGGGGUGCUAGACUUUCUGGACGUAAGAAUGAAUUGGUUGAAAGAUUAGUGUCUUACGAGAGAAAUCAAAACUUUGGAAAUGUAGAGACUUUAGAGCCUGAAUACAACAUGACAUUACCAGAUCCCACAAAAUAUGCGGAUGUCAACUCGGAUUCAAAAUUUCCGAAAACAGAACUAGACAGUGUGCAUAAGUAUCUGGCACAGCAUGAGAAAACCCUGGAUAAUCGUAUUCAAAGACUAUACAAUGAGCAGUUUUUGAGAUAUUUCCGUAUGUCACCAGGACAGGAUGUUGUAUAUAUUUAAUCAAGUUGUCAUGCAGAGAUGAAGAAAGGUGUGUGUUAUACUGUAGAUGUUGAACUUAACUCUGGGGGGUCAGUUAUUGAGGCACAGUGUGAAUGUGCUGCUGGUAUGGGGCCACAUGCUCACUGCAAACAUGUGUGCACAGUACUUUAUGGUGCAGUAAUGUUCUCCCAGAAAAAGACAGUAAAAACGGAAGAAACAUGCACCCAAAAAUUGCAAAGUUUUCAUAAGUGUAAAAAAUAUUUAGGAAGUCCAUUAAAGGCUGAUACACUUGAUAUGCCUGGUGCAGCUGAAUUAACAAACAUUGACUUUGACCCAAGACCAGAGCAGUUUAGAAAUUCUGUUAGCUAUCAAGACCAUUUCAGAAAUGCAUGCUUGAAUUUCCCUGGCAUAUCCAAAAUGCCAAUAUUUCAAACUUUUGAACCAGCAAACACUAAAGCUGUUGCAUUAGAUCAUGACUAUUUAAAACUUUCGCCAGAAGAGAAUUUCCUUCAGAAAAUUUUCGUUACCAAAAAUCAGUGAUGAAACGGUUAUUGAUAUCGAAAAAAAAACAAUUGGCCAGAGCGCGAAUAAAUUAUGGAAAGAGGAACGUACAAAGCGCCUACCAUCCUCGAUGUUUGGUAAAAUUUGCAAGUCUACUGACCGGACUGAUAAAGAUAAACUAGCCAGAUCUUUAGUUGAUACAAGAGAAAUUAAUGCGGCCGCCUUGG
Mercenaria mercenaria is the source of this 1203-nucleotide messenger RNA. RefSeq lists its product as uncharacterized. NCBI's taxonomy places the organism in Eukaryota, Metazoa, Mollusca, Bivalvia, Venerida, Veneridae. The record is from RefSeq and is a predicted model, not a curated record. The coding region runs from base 137 to 496 and encodes 119 amino acids. The transcript has 2 exons.